Condylura cristata (star-nosed mole) is the source of this 8778-nucleotide messenger RNA. It is a transcript of the gene ATP2B2, whose product is annotated as ATPase, Ca++ transporting, plasma membrane 2. The record is from RefSeq and is a predicted model, not a curated record. Gene Ontology annotation, molecular function: ATP hydrolysis activity; ATP binding; P-type calcium transporter activity. Gene Ontology annotation, cellular component: intracellular membrane-bounded organelle; postsynaptic density membrane. NCBI's taxonomy places the organism in Eukaryota, Metazoa, Chordata, Mammalia, Eulipotyphla, Talpidae. Gene Ontology annotation, biological process: calcium ion transmembrane transport; regulation of cytosolic calcium ion concentration. The transcript is spliced from 24 exons. The coding region runs from base 494 to 4312 and encodes 1272 amino acids.
GAGAUGCUCUCCUAGAAGCCGCGCGCCUCCGCCCCCCGCCCCCCACCUGCUCGGGCAGGAUGGUACAGUCUGCAGAGGGACCCGGGCACGCCGGCUGGGCUCGGCCGCGGCACCCGCUGCCGCACCGCGAUUACGGGGCUGCCCGCCUGGAAACCGUGCUGGAUUGCUGGUGAUUUUCGUAGCCAAGAACGUCCACCCCGACCAUGUAGAUACCAGCUCCAAAGAGCAGCAUGGGCCCCACUGAAUGGAGACUCCUGGGUCUGCAGCCCUGAGCCCCUCCGGCCCCUGGACCUCGCCCUGUGCCCGGGGACGCCCUUUCGAGCUCGCCGCUGCUGUCGCCAGCCCACCUCGGCCUCCCCCGCCCCCUAGGACCCGGAGUCGGCUACCGGGAGCCCCAGCCGCGCCCUGAGCCCGUGCGGGCAGCCGCCGCCACACAGCAGCUUCUUGUCCAGCACUGACCCUCGGGCCGCCCCGAGCGGGGACUGUGGCAGACAUGGGUGACAUGACCAACAGCGACUUCUACUCCAAAAACCAAAGAAACGAGUCGAGCCAUGGGGGUGAGUUCGGGUGCACAAUGGAGGAGCUGCGCUCCCUCAUGGAACUGCGAGGCACCGAGGCCGUGGUCAAGAUCAAGGAGACCUACGGGGACACCGACGCCAUCUGCCGGCGCCUCAAAACCUCACCCGUGGAAGGUUUGCCGGGCACCGCUCCAGACCUGGAGAAGAGAAAGCAGAUUUUCGGGCAAAACUUUAUACCUCCAAAGAAGCCAAAAACCUUCCUGCAGCUGGUGUGGGAGGCCCUGCAGGACGUGACGCUCAUCAUCCUGGAGAUCGCCGCCAUCAUCUCGCUGGGGCUCUCCUUCUACCACCCGCCCGGCGAGAGCAACGAAGGAUGUGCGACAGCCCAGGGCGGGGCAGAGGAUGAGGGGGAGGCCGAGGCAGGCUGGAUCGAGGGCGCCGCCAUCCUCCUCUCCGUCAUCUGCGUGGUCCUGGUCACGGCCUUCAACGACUGGAGCAAGGAGAAGCAGUUCCGGGGCCUGCAGAGCCGCAUCGAGCAGGAGCAGAAGUUCACCGUGGUCCGGGCCAACCAGGUGGUCCAGAUCCCCGUGGCCGAGAUCGUGGUCGGGGACAUCGCCCAGAUCAAGUAUGGCGACCUCCUCCCCGCCGACGGCCUCUUCAUCCAGGGCAAUGACCUCAAGAUCGAUGAAAGUUCGCUGACGGGAGAAUCUGACCAGGUGCGCAAGUCCGUGGACAAGGACCCCAUGCUGCUGUCAGGGACCCAUGUGAUGGAGGGCUCAGGACGGAUGGUGGUCACCGCAGUGGGUGUGAACUCUCAGACUGGCAUCAUAUUUACCCUGCUGGGGGCAGGUGGCGAGGAAGAAGAGAAAAAAGACAAGAAAGGUGUGAAGAAGGGGGAUGGCCUUCAGCUACCAGCGGCCGACGGUGCGGCAGGUUCAAAUGCUGCAGAUAGUGCAAAUGCCAGCCUAGUGAAUGGUAAGAUGCAGGAUGGCAAUGUGGACGCCAGCCAGAGCAAAGCCAAGCAGCAGGACGGGGCGGCCGCCAUGGAGAUGCAGCCCCUCAAGAGCGCCGAGGGCGGCGACGCCGAGGACAGAAGGAAGGCCAGCAUGCACAAGAAGGAGAAGUCGGUGCUGCAGGGCAAGCUCACCAAGCUGGCGGUGCAGAUCGGCAAGGCGGGCCUGGUGAUGUCGGCCAUCACGGUGAUCAUCCUGGUGCUCUACUUCACUGUGGACACCUUCGUGGUCAACAAGAAGCCGUGGCUGCCCGAGUGCACACCCGUGUACGUGCAGUACUUCGUCAAGUUCUUCAUCAUCGGCGUGACGGUGCUGGUGGUCGCUGUGCCCGAGGGGCUCCCUCUGGCCGUCACCAUCUCGCUGGCCUACUCAGUGAAGAAAAUGAUGAAGGACAACAACCUGGUCCGCCACCUGGACGCCUGCGAGACCAUGGGCAACGCCACGGCCAUCUGCUCGGACAAGACGGGCACGCUGACCACCAACCGCAUGACCGUGGUGCAGGCUUACGUGGGCGAUGCCCACUACAAGGAGGUGCCCGACCCCAGCUCCAUCCACGCCAAGACCAUGGAACUGCUGGUCAACGCCAUCGCCAUCAACAGCGCCUACACCACCAAGAUCCUGCCCCCGGAGAAGGAGGGCGCGCUGCCCAGGCAGGUGGGGAAUAAGACCGAGUGUGGCCUGCUGGGCUUCGUGCUGGACCUGAAGCAGGACUACGAGCCCGUGCGCACCCAGAUGCCCGAGGAGAAGCUGUACAAGGUGUAUACCUUCAACUCCGUGCGCAAGUCCAUGAGCACGGUCAUCAAGCUGCCGGACGAGAGCUUCCGCAUGUACAGCAAGGGAGCAUCCGAGAUCGUGCUCAAGAAGUGCUGCAAAAUCCUCAGCGGGGCAGGCGAGCCCCGGGUCUUCCGGCCCCGCGACCGUGACGAGAUGGUGAAGAGGGUGAUCGAGCCCAUGGCCUGCGACGGGCUGCGCACCAUCUGCGUGGCGUACCGAGACUUCCCCGGCAGCCCGGAGCCCGACUGGGACAACGAGAACGACAUCCUCAGUGACCUCACCUGCAUCUGCGUGGUGGGCAUCGAGGACCCCGUGCGGCCCGAGGUCCCAGAAGCCAUCCGCAAGUGCCAGAGGGCGGGCAUCACGGUCCGCAUGGUCACCGGUGACAACAUCAACACAGCCCGGGCCAUCGCCAUCAAGUGUGGCAUCAUCCACCCUGGGGAGGACUUCCUGUGCCUUGAAGGCAAGGAGUUCAACCGGAGGAUCCGCAACGAGAAAGGAGAGAUUGAGCAGGAGCGAAUUGACAAGAUCUGGCCAAAGCUUCGGGUGCUGGCCCGCUCCUCCCCGACAGACAAGCACACCCUGGUCAAAGGCAUCAUCGACAGCACGCACACGGAGCAGCGGCAGGUGGUGGCGGUGACCGGGGACGGCACCAACGACGGGCCGGCGCUCAAGAAGGCCGACGUGGGCUUCGCCAUGGGCAUCGCGGGCACAGACGUGGCCAAGGAGGCCUCGGACAUCAUCCUGACGGACGACAACUUCAGCAGCAUCGUCAAGGCGGUGAUGUGGGGCCGCAAUGUCUAUGACAGCAUCUCCAAGUUCCUGCAGUUCCAGCUGACCGUCAACGUGGUGGCCGUGAUCGUGGCCUUCACCGGCGCCUGCAUCACACAGGACUCGCCCCUGAAGGCCGUGCAGAUGCUCUGGGUGAACCUCAUCAUGGACACCUUCGCGUCGCUGGCGCUGGCCACCGAGCCGCCCACCGAGACCCUGCUGCUGAGGAAGCCGUACGGCCGCAACAAGCCCCUCAUCUCCCGCACCAUGAUGAAGAACAUUCUGGGCCACGCCGUCUACCAGCUCACCCUCAUCUUCACCCUGCUCUUCAUGGGCGAGAAGAUGUUCCAGAUCGACAGCGGGCGGAACGCGCCCCUGCACUCGCCGCCCUCGGAACACUACACCAUCAUCUUCAACACCUUCGUCAUGAUGCAGCUCUUCAACGAGAUCAACGCGCGCAAGAUCCACGGCGAGCGCAACGUCUUCGACGGCAUCUUCCGGAACCCCAUCUUCUGCACCAUCGUGCUGGGCACCUUCGCCAUCCAGAUCGUGAUUGUGCAGUUUGGGGGGAAGCCCUUCAGCUGCUCCCCGCUGCAGCUGGACCAGUGGAUGUGGUGCAUAUUCAUCGGGCUGGGAGAGCUCGUCUGGGGCCAGGUCAUCGCCACCAUCCCGACCAGCAGGCUCAAGUUCCUCAAGGAGGCGGGCAGGCUCACGCAGAAGGAGGAGAUCCCAGAGGAGGAACUCAACGAGGACGUGGAGGAGAUCGACCACGCCGAGCGCGAGCUGCGCCGGGGCCAGAUCCUGUGGUUCCGGGGCCUGAACCGGAUCCAGACCCAGAUUGAAGUAGUCAAUACUUUCAAGAGCGGGGCCUCCUUUCAGGGGGCCCUGAGGAGACAGUCCUCCGUCACCAGCCAGAGCCAGGACAUCCGCGUGGUGAAGGCGUUCCGUAGCUCUCUCUACGAAGGUCUAGAAAAGCCCGAGUCUCGAACCUCCAUCCAUAACUUCAUGGCUCACCCUGAAUUCCGGAUCGAAGAUUCGCAGCCUCACAUCCCCCUCAUCGACGACACCGACCUGGAAGAAGAUGCCGCGCUCAAGCAGAACUCCAGCCCGCCCUCCUCGCUGAACAAGAACAACAGCGCCAUCGACAGCGGGAUCAACCUGACGACCGACACAAGCAAAUCAGCUACCUCUUCAAGUCCAGGGAGCCCCAUCCACAGCCUGGAGACGUCGCUUUAGCUGACGGCCGCGCCGCGCCUCCGGCACCCACCCAUCCAGGCCCCCGACCCACCCAGACAGCAGCGAGCAACCACCGGAAACCAAAUACUGGCGAGAACGACGUUUCCACCCCACGGACCCUUUCUCUGGCUGCGAUGCUGUUUGAACUCUUUUUCACCUGGAGGCGAGGGGAGGGGUCUCCUGGGGGGCUCAAGGGAGUGAGCGAUUUUCCCGAAGCAGCCCCCUGGCCCGCGCCGCCCGCCGCCCGCCGAGGACCAGCCAUGCACCGCCUAGCCCAGGCCGCACCCUGCAUGAAUGUCUGUUCCCUUCCCACCCUCCCCGUUUGGUCCGGGGGGAGGGGCCGGGAGGGGCCCUUCCGUCCGUCCGUUCGUUCGUUUUCUCUGAGGCGGGAACUGCAGACUGACUCUUUUCUGAGACUAUUUAUCCAACCCGCUGGUCUGUGAGUUUCUGAGAUGCUUGUUCAGCAUGGGCUCCGUUGUCUAUAGGUUUAUUCACCGACUUUUUAAAACCGCAGAGCUUAACUCGCCUCGUAGAUUUGCACCAAUGGAACGGAAGAACUUCAUAGACACUCACAAGGUUAUAUCCAUUUCGAUGUAUCUAUAUCCACGUAUACUUCUCGGAGGCUGUAUACGUCCAUAUAGAUGGGUAGAUAUAUAUAUAUAUAUAUAUGAAUAUAUAUACAUGGAUAUAUAUAUAAAGUUUCUUUGCCGGCAUGUUGCCUUGUUUCCGCUUAAAUUGCUCUAUUUUAACUUAUUUAUGUCCUAAGAGAAGAAUGUAAUUUGUUUACAAGCCCGUAGCUAGCGUCUCUGGCUAUCUGUAUGGUCGAAGGACGCUGGCAGCCGGAGGCCACGCCGCCCGCUCGGCCGACAGCCGCUUGCCUGGAUCGCACCCCCGCGUCUGACCAACCACGGCCACGCUCUGAUUUCUGCCUACUGCUUCCGUUCGAUGCCGUCACUACCCGGAAGGCUCAGGCAGGAGCCCAAGGCCCCGUAAGCCGCGCUGCUCCGUAGACACAGGGAGAGGAGGAGAGAACACCCCGGCCGGGCAGGGUCGGGCCGCACGGCACCAGGGAAGACUUUUCUCUCAAUGAAGCUCGCUGGGGUUUACCGAGAGCACCCAGAGGUCCUCUCUGGCACUGUCUGUGCAGAGAUGGAGGUAGUGUUGCAAUAUUACAAGCGCUGUUGUGUUGGCUUUCUUUUUUUCCUUUUUUUCAGUCAGUAAUUUAGAGGUUUAGUUCCUUAUAAACGGCAGCGUCACGGGCUGCUGGCGUUGGGGAGGAGGGUCAUUUCGGCUUGCUGCUUUUACUUUGAUUUUGGAAGAAGAAUAGCCUUUUUUCUCUGCACUAUUUAGAUCCGAACGAACCUUAUGAUGUGUAUAUUGAGAUGUAUUCAGUGUGCUUUUUAAACCAAAUUGUCUUCCUGUAGUCGCAAUAUAUACUGUAGCCUUUUAACAGCAAACCUUGCUUUCCCAGACAGAAAGCCAUUCAGAAACCCUACAGUAUCACAGGUGAGAAAAGGUGGUUAUUUUUCCCCCCAAGACAAUAACAGCACUAGCAAUCCCACUUACUAAGAGCUUAUUUAAUUGUAUGUCAGCCUCUUAACUGCUAAGCACUUUGUGGGUAUCAGCUUUUUUCAUAAAAGAACUUUUGUAUUUAAUACAAAGUUUGCUUUGAGACUUUUCAGCAUACGAUCUUUUUCCAUAAACUUGUACAGUGCAAAAGACAUUUUGAAUACCAUGAUCGAUGGUGUCCCAUGCUUCGAGAAAAAAACCAAACACUCUCCGCCUCGCUUGCGAAAUCCAUCCCUCAUCCCGACCCUUCCCACCGUGGGCCCCGAGUCAGCCGGGCCGUCCCUUCUCCAGGCCCAGAGAAUUCCUCCAUCAACAAGAUGAGAGCCACUCGGGAAUAGAGCCAUAGUCCGCUGGCAGGAGGACCCGACGGUGCGGGACCUGUCAGCCCAGCCCACCCGGCCCCUGCCCGGAAGGAGCACCUUUGGGAGAGAGCGCCGCCUGGGUGUCCUGAAGAGAACUCUCCGGAUGCAGCCAGCAGAGGAAGCUGCUCCCCAAAGCGGUGGCCAGGCCUGGUCGAGGCUUCCCGGAGCGGAGCGCAGCCGCAGCCGGGGCCAGCCCGCCUCUCCCGCAGGGGCCGGAGGCCGGCCUCAGAGGCACGUGGGGUUUUGUCGUUUCCUUUCUCGAGGUUUCCCAUGCCCCCUGCUCUGCCCCAGUCUUGUGUCUGCGACCUCAUUCCACGACCCGGGAAAGCCACGCUGGCAAACCACGCCCCGGGUCGGGGAGCCAGGAGGUGAGGAGAGCGGGAAGGCUGUCCCCACGGAGCCCAGCCCGGGGCGCCCACGGCCCCCUGCCCCGGCGUCUCUCCGGGUCAGGAAUGCUCACACACGCACGCACACAGCCCACUCACUCUCGGCACACACCCGCUCGCACACGGGAAAUGAUUGGUUUGUCAACACUCACUGUAGAACAUAAAGCUUGCACUCCGCCCUGUAUCUAGCAGCAUGGGGUACGUUUGGCAGUUCACCCCAGUAGGGGGUAAAUAAUUUAUGACCAUUCAUCUGUUUUUAUGAAUUUUUUUAUCUAGACAAUAAUUGUAAAUAAAGAGCUCACCGUCUCUGUUCAUUUAAUACUAUGCAAUGGCAACACCUCUGAUUGCUGACUCUUGCUGCUGCUGCCGCGGUAGUUCUGAAAUGUCUGUGGUUUGUAAAAAACAAGGGAGAGAGGGCAGCAUCAAACGGAGCACAGUGAUAGACUCCCCUCCCCUCUACCUUCUGGCUCGGAGCACUGCCUCCUCCGUCCUGCAGGGCUCCAGGUCAAGGCAGCAGGCUCGGGUCAGAGGCCUGAGCUCGCCCCCCCACGGCCAAGGGAAGAGCCAGGGUCCACGCCAUGGCCAUGAGGGCUGCGGAGCCACACCCUUGGAGGUGGGCAGGGAGGAAACGGCAACUUUCCUUCCUGCCCCCGGGCCGUGUCUUCCUGAGCAGCAGCCCUGUCUGCAGCUCCCUCGGGCCCUCACCCCACUGCGGGGCCACCUCGGUUCCAGCCAGAGCAGAGAGCUGCCGAGAGGGAGGUCACCCCGCUCCCCACACCCCCCCCAAGGCAAAGAGGCCGUGGACCCCUCCCGGGAGUACCCCAGUUACUUGGUAGCCAUUCCUCCCACCACGUCGACACGCACCAUCCCCACACCACGCCUCAGAUGGCCUGGACUCUGGUUCUGGGACGUCUCGUCUGCUCCCUGAUCGGGGUGCCUCACCUGGCACCAGUCACCCAGCUUUCAUCAUCGUCACCCAGUUUUCCUGUGUGGUGGGACAGGAACCCUUCACUACCCCCCUCUUUUUACAAACAAAAUGCCCUGGGCUGUGAAUCCUAUUCUAUGUGUAUCCUGCUCCUCCAAAUAAACGUGAGAAUCCCGCCAACCCCCCACCCCCACUGGCCCUGCCCUGGGUGAGCUUGCUCUAGGGGACCCUGGGGGCCUCUAAGCUGGACAGCCCAAGCCAGGGAGCAGCGCAAGGCUGCUGAGCCCCCAGCCAAUCACUCUGGAACCUAAAAUCACUCUCCCCGUUGUGCUCAGCGGACGCCCCCGCGGGCCUGGUGCGAUGAGAAAGAGGGGUCCCCCCCCCAGACCUAGAAGUACCAGCACGCAGGGCCCAGGUGUGCAGCUCUCUGAUCGCCUCCCGGAGAAACACGUAUUCCCACCCCCCUUUACUGAACCGCUUUUCGGGGGGAGGGAGGGUCACCUCUGGCUCUUGACUCCAUUUCAGCAGAGGUGUGACAGGCCCUCGGGGGGCACCCAGUCCUGCCUGGGCAUCUCACACUCCAGCUGCCCGUACGCCUUGCUCUGCUCCCAGCAGGCUGUCACCAGUGGGUGCUGAUGUCCUGCCCACCCGCAGGCUCUCUCACGAGCAAGAUCCCGCCAUUACGAGACGGGGGAGGGUGCAAUCCUAGAAGGCUUCGGGGCCUUCCAGAAUCGAGGCCUCCAUUCAACGAAAGCAGAAAAUCCCCAAUCUUGUCCAAGUUCCAGGACUCUCCUGACGUUGACGUAGAGAUCCUGCCCACCCAAACUGGGGGAGGGGGACCCCAGGCCCUGGGCAUCAGCCAUCACCCCCUCCACCCAAAACAAGGUAUCGAGGCUGCUUUGGGACGGCCCUUCUCGGCCCCAGGUCUGUUCUGUGAUGCCUGUGGUGCUCGCCCUCUGGACCUUCCUCUCGGGGUCACCACACUUUGCUAACUCUUGUGUGCACUUAUUUUCUAACAGACUAGCAAGGAAAUGGUGCCGCCUCCAGCUUCCACAAGCUGUCCGGGCUCUGGGGGCCUCGGGGACCACCGGGGCUGGGAAGUGACUGUGUCUUAUUGUACACUCUUUAUUUCUCUGUAUCUCUGGCUUGUGCUCUUUGUAAUGAAUGGGAUCUGUCUGCCUUUUCGACACUAUACUGAGCAAUAACAAUAAAUGCACACGUGGA